AUGGACGACAUUCCAAAGAUUUUGGAGCAUCUUAAUGACAUACACCAAAACGAAUACGAGCGUGACGAAAUUGUACAUUUUGGUGAAGAUUUAAGGAGCUUAAUCACAGAAUCCUCAAAAAGCUUCUAUUCAAUAAACCCAGAAAACAACAUGAUCAGCAGAGUCAAUAAUUUGCUUCAGAAACAAGGAUGCCACCAAGAACUGGACCUAUUCAGCAUGCUUGUAAAGAAUAUGAAUUCAGUCAAGCUAAAUGUGAAUAUCCCAACAACCAUGCUGAGGACUGACCAUAAUUUAUAUUUUAUUCAGUAUAAAAAAGACAAAAAAUCAGUCCAAGUCAGGGAAUGCACCAAAGAUGAAUUUUUCAACCUGACUACCACCAAAAAUGAUCCAGGAUUCCCAAGCUUCAUCUACAAAGUCCCAGAGAAAAAUAAAUUCGUCUUAUUUACCACAGAUAGCGCUAUCAAAACUUGAAAUCUCUCAGAAGAAGAUGCCCAAAUCCAGCACUUCGUACAAAGCAAAACAAAUCCAGCUACAAUUACAAGAGUUCUCUGGAGGCUCGGCAUGAAAACUAAAUAUUUUACCAUCACAAAUCGAAAAAAAGCUUUUGUGAGGUCAAAUAAAAAAUCUUCCACCCUUGUUUCAUCUCUUUCAGCCAAAAGGUGUAAAAUGAUGAAUAAUAUUUCCGGGUGCAGGCCAAAUGACUUUGCCUUUUUUGAUAGUGUCCAUUUCACCGAAAAAUUUUUGGCCGAAAAUUGAUCGAAAAUUUACACUUGACCGAAAAAAAAAACGUUAAUUUUCGGCCAAAUGUCGCAGUAUCAAAAAUUUCGACCAAAUGGCUUUCGAUAAAAUGUAAACUGUCAAAAAUCCACGGUCACUUGGCAUGGUGCCAAUAUUUCCUCCGAUUUUAAAUAUUCCAAUAUGAUUCUACCUACUUCACAAUCUGUAAAUAACCCUUUUAAAGGGCGAAUGGUGACUAAGUUAAAAACAUUAACAACCAUAAAGGAAGACCCCAAAGAUGAUGAAAAUAAAAUUUUCAAGACUUAUUCAACCACAUUAUUGCCUAAGGUAAAAGAUGAAAUUGAUAGUCCUUUAACAAUGGCAUCAGAAUUCAAUGCAAAAGAAAGGAAUAAAGAUUAUUUGGUUUUGACCAAAGAUAUUGAGAGCUGCUAUGCUAGUGAAAGCUAUAUGAAGAUUUUUGAAAUCGAGUACAUGGUGGAGCAGCUGAUAGAAUUUUUAAAUUCUGAAGCUUUUAAGUAUAGAGCAAUUAAAGGGAUUGUGCUUGAUUUUAUCAAAGAUAAAAGCAAUAACUGGUUUUUGUUAGACUGCAAAGAUUAUUGCACAGAGUGUCAUAUGAACUUGGAAUGCGACACUUCAAAGAAAAUUAGAGGAAAAUUAGAAAAAGAAAAAACCCUUGCAACUGCAAGUGAUAUUGUAGACUCGCCGAGUUUGUCUCAGCAAGAUCUAGAUCUUCCUACACCUUCAACUGAAGAUGUGAAAGCUGAGUCAGAAGGAGAAGCAGAAGUAGAAGACUAUGACCCUACGAGCGAAAUUACGGCCUGCCCUUUUAAAAUUAGGUCAAAACCUAAAAAAAUAGACUUUAAUGCUGUCACAGAAAAACAGUUUAUAGAAAGACUGAAUAAAGUCAAUGAAAAAAUAGACAGAAUUAAUCAACUGAAAACACCUACGUGUAUAACGCCUGUAAGCAAAGAAGAAAGUAUUAAAGAAUACUGCAAAUCUUUUCACUAUACUUUCACUGAAUUAAAUGGCUCAAAUGCUAAUUCACCUAACUCUUCACCCCUUUAGGUUGGAAUAAAAUAUUGAUUAAUUAUUAUUUUGAAUUGAAAAAAAAUUGAUAAAAAAUCAUCGUUGAAAUGGCAUUUAUCUUUAACAGGCUUUGAGCCUAUUAAAUGACUAAUUUUUAUAAAAUUAAAAAAAUUACCUAUAUUGUCUAUUUUGGUAUAUAAGUAGAACUUUAAAUCUUUUUAUUGAUUAUUCUUAAAAAGAUCUAAAUAUAACUUUUUUUUCUCCCUCUACAAUUGUAAUUUAAAGAAGAGAGUAAGCUAAAAUGCCCAAUGAACUUUGGGAAUAGCGAGCCAGAUACUUCUUCAAGCGAAGAUAAAGAUCUCAUUUAUACCAGAAAUGUUGUAAUGGCUGGAGUUGAUAAUUAUGACGAAAUGGCCAUGAAUAUAAAAAUUUCUAAAAUCAAGCAGCAAGAUAUUGUAAAGAAAUACGGCGGAAAAGAUUUUUGGAGCAAAUUUAUCGUGUCUCUUUACAAUAAAAUUCUUGCUACACCUUUACUAAAUAGGCACUUUGCAUCAUCCACUAUUGAAAGUUUUGAAAAAAUUGUAGAAGGGAUGUUCAAGAUAGUUUCAGCUAAAAUUAAUUUGGAAUUAAGAAGAAAAUUAAAGCAGUCCCACCAUGUGAAAGGAAUCACAUAUGAAGAAUUUAAUUGCUAUACUGACCUAUUUGAGCUCACUUUGACUGAGUUUAAUGUCGAUGAAGAAGAUAAAGCUGGAAUUAUGUCAGAAGUCAAACUAAUGAAGAGCCUUAUAUGUAGAAAGCCGUCGUAA
Messenger RNA from Blepharisma stoltei, 2570 nucleotides. The record is from the annotation of a GenBank genome assembly. NCBI's taxonomy places the organism in Eukaryota, Ciliophora, Heterotrichea, Heterotrichida, Blepharismidae.